Molecule: messenger RNA, 1065 nt
Organism: Malassezia globosa CBS 7966
Lineage: Eukaryota; Fungi; Basidiomycota; Malasseziomycetes; Malasseziales; Malasseziaceae
Exons: 3
Coding region: 1-1065 (354 amino acids)
Biological process (GO): regulation of transcription by RNA polymerase II
Cellular component (GO): nucleus; CCAAT-binding factor complex
Molecular function (GO): DNA-binding transcription activator activity, RNA polymerase II-specific; protein heterodimerization activity; RNA polymerase II cis-regulatory region sequence-specific DNA binding
Source: RefSeq, a predicted model, not a curated record
AUGUCGUUCUACACACAUGAGCAAGCUAUGCGAUCGUCAGGUGACGCCAUGUCGCUCCAGGGUUCCUCCGAUGCAUCCAAAGCACAUGACGCCGACUCGCUUAAUGCAAUGCAUGAAGAUCACUCCAACAUUCAUCCUGCAAAGCGACUUGGCUCUCUUAUCCAGCAGUAUUCGAGGAAUCCGUCGCAAUUCCAACGCCAGUUUUGGCGGCAUCAAAUGAACCUUGUCGAAAACGGCUUCGAUUCCGACGGUAAGGCCAUCGACUUUUUCAAUCUUGGCUCAGCACCUAGCGGAAACAGCAGUGCGUUGCCUCUUGCCCGCAUCAAAAAAGUCAUGAAGAACGACGACGAGGUUAAGAUGAUCUCGGCAGAAGCACCUAUCUUAUUCUCAAGAGCAUGUGAAAUCUUCAUUGCCGACCUUACUUGCCGUGCUUUCAUGGUCGCCGAGGAGAACAAGCGUCGUACCAUCCAGCGUUCUGACAUUGCGAAUGCGAUUGCUCGCUCCGACCUGUUCGACUUUCUUAUUGAUAUUGUGCCCCGUUCUGAAAUGAUGCGCCAUCGUGGCUCCAGUGUUCCCAUCCGGAAUACUAUGCCCACACCCUCGCUACCAUCGCCAUUCCCAAGUGCGGACGUUGUACCACGUCUCAAUAUGGGCGAAGCACCAGGACAGCCGACAAACUUCCUCCCUUUGCGUCCUUCACAGCCUGAUGUGCGGGCGCGCAUUGAUCCUAUGGAAGCAUCUCUUGGUCUUGGAUCCGCCCAGCCACUCAAAGGCUUGUCGAAGGCUCCCAUGCCCAAUGAAUGGUACCCUUUCCCUACGGCGCCUAUGGGUGAUGCACGCAUGCAUCCCGGUGCAAGCUUAAGUUUAUCCUCAGCAGCACCGACCGCCCCGCCAAGUGCUCGUCCUAUGAUGGGCCGCGGUGGUGUUGAUGCGACUGCACCUUUCAUGGAUGCUAACGCAUCCCUUCCGAUGCCGCCGCCUCAUCCGCGUGGCUCAUUAUUAAACAUGAUGCCAUACUCUAUAGAUGAGGCUGCAUCAAAGGCACAUGGCAACUCUAACGAGUAG